Molecule: messenger RNA, 1151 nt
Organism: Wyeomyia smithii (pitcher-plant mosquito)
Lineage: Eukaryota; Metazoa; Arthropoda; Insecta; Diptera; Culicidae
Product: chymotrypsin-1-like
Exons: 4
Coding region: 325-1110 (261 amino acids)
Biological process (GO): proteolysis
Molecular function (GO): serine-type endopeptidase activity
Source: RefSeq, a predicted model, not a curated record
GUGGCAUCCAGUUGAGCUUCAGUGUGAUUCAGUGACGUUAAGGACGUUUCUUGCCAUGAGAAAACUGUAAAAAUGAUCUAUUUGCCAACAAACGUUGGAGUACUUUCGUCUGAAGUGACUUUAUCGGUAGCAAAUGUUCCGCUAAAUUCCCUCGAAGGCGCACUUGAAAAGUGAAGGCGCAAUAAUUAGGCUAUCGCGUGUGCCCAGCAGGAGCACUUGCGAAGAUUAUAAGUUCCACGCGAUGCGCCCCGUAUUGCACACUCGUUCGUCAACUUGAACUAGAUAGAGACCUUAUUGAUAACUGUUUAGUAAUAAAUAAAUAAAAUGGUUCACAUAACGGUGGUUAUAUUUUUUUCGGUCAUUUUGUGUAUGAUAAGUGAGAUUUUUGGAGCGGCGUUGAAUAGCGGGGAAGAUGAAUCCACGACCCGAAUCGUGGGCGGAGAAGAUGCUAAGCAAGGAGCAGCACCAUUCCAGGUUUCAUUGCAAACAUUGUAUGGGCAUAAUUGUGGAGGCGCUAUCAUCGAUGAUCGUUGGGUGCUAACUGCUGCACACUGUAUUGUCAACCGCAAACCCGGGGACCUUAAGGUGCUGGUUGGAACGAAUGACCUCAAUGAAGGUGGUGAAAGUUUUAAGGUGGAUUUUCUUGUUCACCAUAGCCGAUACAAUAUGCCUGCAUACCACAACGACAUUGGCCUGGUUCGGUUAGCUACGAGUUUAACUUAUAGCAACCUCAUUAGUCCAAUCGAAUACUCGGAAAAGUGUGUCCCUGAUAAUGCAACCAUCACGCUGACCGGCUGGGGACGACUUUCGGCCGGGGGAGUGGCGCCCAACAAGCUGCAGACCAUCAAUCUGCUCAAUGUGGAUCACGAGCGCUGUCGAAGCCUGCACGGCGAUGAUCCUAACGUAGAUAUUGGCCAUCUGUGCACGUUUACCAAGAGAGGCGAAGGUGCAUGUAAUGGUGAUUCUGGAGGCCCGCUAACAUGGGAAGGAAAAUUGGUCGGACUUGUUAACUGGGGUAUUCCCUGCGGUCGUGGAUAUCCGGAUGCUCAUGCCAGAGUUUCUUACUAUCACGAUUGGAUUCGCACAAAUGUCGCAAACAACAGCGAGUGAAUGUCAAACUCCUCGGUCGAAAUAAACAAAUUGCACCUUUA